Messenger RNA from Lodderomyces elongisporus, 1059 nucleotides. RefSeq names its product proteasome regulatory particle lid subunit. NCBI's taxonomy places the organism in Eukaryota, Fungi, Ascomycota, Pichiomycetes, Serinales, Debaryomycetaceae. The record is from RefSeq and is a predicted model, not a curated record. Gene Ontology annotation, molecular function: endopeptidase activator activity; proteasome binding. The coding region runs from base 1 to 1059 and encodes 352 amino acids. The transcript is spliced from 2 exons. Gene Ontology annotation, cellular component: proteasome regulatory particle, lid subcomplex; nucleus; cytoplasm.
AUGCCUGUAUCGAAGUCAUUGAAAUUCCACGCAGGAAAAGUACAAUAUAAUGAGGAAACAAAUAGGUGUACACCACUUCCCAAUCGAGGUGUUAUUUCCAUAAAGUCCAAUGCCGAUGAUCCUGAUUUUUUAGAUUUCACAUGGACGCCAAAGAGUGAUCUAUUAUCAGGCAUCUCGUCAUCAUCAACAACAUCAACAUCGUCGACAUCGGCACACCCAACACUUGACCCAAGCUCCAAUAAUAUAUCAUCAUCGGGCGUGCUCAAUGGAUCCAACCUUGAAAAAGAUGAGUUGUUGCUCAUACCAGGUGAUGUCAGCAUCAAAGCUAUUAAGUCAUGCAAUACAGGUAGAGUUUUUGCAUUGACGUUUUCUGACUCUGGAGCUAAGUAUCUUUAUUGGUUACAAGAUGUUGGUGAUAUUGAUAACUUGGACAAGUUUACCGAGAAGGAUAACAAAUUGAUUCAACAGAUCAACGAUUUGAUAAGCAUUGAUGAUGAUGAAGAAGAAGAAGAUGAUGAUGAUGAAGGAGAAGAGGAUGAAGACAAGAACCAUAAAAAUAACAACGCGGGAGGACAGAAUACAGACUCCAUGGAAGUGGAUGAACCUGUGAGGGCUAAUGAUGGUGUUAAUCAGGUGGAGCAACAAACGGGAAAAACGGGAAAAACAGGAAAACUAGAACAGACGGGACAAGUAUCGCAGGGACAACCUCAAGUCAAAUUACCUAUUGGUUCCCUUUCCUCUGUGUUGGAUGUCCCUACAAUCGAAUCGCAUUUGAACAAUUAUUCUACAGAACAAUUGAAACAAAUGUAUUCUGAUUUCUUACCCCAUUCGAUAGCAUCAAACCCUACAAAGCAGACUAUAGUCAAUGACAUAAUCAGGAGUGGGUUCUUUCAACAAUGUGAACAGAAAUUAAGUCAACUGUUGGCUCAGGGCGACGGCACUGGGUAUCUCUUGUCACAGAGUUUGAAAUAUGAUUACAAGGGAGAGGGUAUUGAGAAUUUUCUAAAUGGAGUUCGUGAGUUGGGCAAAAAAGAGAAAAAGGAGGAGAAGGAGGAGUAG